Messenger RNA from Aspergillus heteromorphus CBS 117.55, 607 nucleotides. RefSeq lists its product as uncharacterized. Lineage: Eukaryota; Fungi; Ascomycota; Eurotiomycetes; Eurotiales; Aspergillaceae. The record is from RefSeq and is a predicted model, not a curated record. The transcript has 3 exons. Bases 38 to 418 code for a protein of 126 amino acids.
AAUCCAUGGGAAACAAGUGCUUGUUACUGCGUCCGUCAUGGCUCUUACUGGAGAUAUGCCACAGCAAGCUAAAAAUAGUGGUAUGCUCAGCUAUAGUGCUGAUAUCGGAUGUCGGACAUGCUACUGUCCACGCAGCAAACAGUAUCAGUGGUCAUAUGAUACUGUUUCCCAUGGCCGAUAUCAUUUCCAGCAUCAGUAUUACCGAACUGAGGGUGAUCACAAGGCCACUGUUCCAGAACAGCAAAGAUAUUUUAAUGCUGCCGUCCGUAUGAUGUACCGCACUCUGAUUGGAAGGGGAUCGGCUAUCGUCUGCUGGAGUAUAUCCAGAAAAUUCUUGUGCCUUCAGGGGUUUCCAACUUCGCUACAGCCUUGCAAAAAGUUGUUCGGCCGGCUCAAUGGCCUCACUUUCCUCCUCUGAAACACCUAAAAACCUGGACAUUGUCAGACCUUGGUCGAGGGAUCAUUCUCUUACCUAUUAUUCUUCGACCGCGCGUUGCCUCCUGCACUGGUAAAUGCAAGGAUUACUCACAGCCGCCGAAUCUUUCAGCAUUUGGUGGUUACAGCUUCAGCCAUGACUGAUUCAGAGCUACAGGCAUUCAGCAUCCAU